Stylonychia lemnae is the source of this 798-nucleotide messenger RNA. Lineage: Eukaryota; Ciliophora; Spirotrichea; Sporadotrichida; Oxytrichidae. The record is from the annotation of a GenBank genome assembly.
AUGGCCUUAAGCGUACUUUUGCCAAUUUUCUCUUUCCUGCUGACAAAUGUGAUAUAUCAAAGCUAUGAUAAGAGCUUGGCUUAUCAAAACAAUUAAGAGGUCCUUAAAUCAAGGUUUCAACCAUUCAUAGAAAACAUUCGAAAAGGCAAUUAUAUCUUUACAUCAAUAUACAUAACAAGAAGAUUAGUAUACUCACUAACUCUUGUUACAUUUGGAGACAAUCAAGGUCUCUAACUCAUAUUUCUGAUGAUUCAAAAUAUGGUGAUGAUUAUAUACAUUACAAUAUCUAAGCCAUAUUUAAGUUUGCAAUCAAAUUAUCUUGAGAUUUUCAAUGAAAUCAUUUUCCAAGUUAUUUUGUACAGUAUGAUAAUAUUCUCAGACAAUUACAAUUUAGACUUCGAAGUCAAAAUAAUUAUAGGAUAUUUCCCUAUAGCUCUCUCAAUUCUUUUCCUUUCGGUCAACAUUUACAUAAUUGCUAUUUCUAAACUUGCAACUAAACUAUGGUGCUUAUUGAAGAGUAAUAAUUAAAAAAAUCUGUUUAAGCAAUAAAUGUCAUAAGCAGUAGCAUAAAAAACAUUGAAAAAAAUUGAAUAAAAUGCUACUUCACCAAGAUCUCAUGCUAUUGAAAGUGAUUAAUAUUUGACUGCUUUAAAUGAUAUAGAUCCUAAGGGAUUUUCAAUUGGUUUAAAUAAAAAUGAGAUUAAAAAUAUGAAAUCUAAUGGAAAAAAAUCCAAAAGAAAAUUAAAAAGACAAUCACAUACUAAGAUAUAACUAGCUAGGAAGACCGAAAAUAAAUGA